AUGAUGAAGUGGUCUAUAGAGCUAUCAGAGUAUUCCAUCAAGUAUGAGCCGAGAGGCGCAAUCAAAGCUCAAGCACUAGCCGACUUCGUGAUGGAGUUGACCGCGCCCGCCGAUGAGGGUGAGUUUGGAGAGACGCAGUGGACCUUGUCAGUAGAUGGAGCAUCGAACCUUGGGGGAAGUGGAGCAGGGAUCGUCUUGGAAGGACCAAGAGGAAUUUUGUUGGAACAGUCGUUGCGCUUCGAAUUCCGAGCAAGCAAUAACCAGGCCGAAUAUGAGGCGUUGUUGGCCGGCAUGGCAUUGGCGAAGGAGAUGGGGGCGGCGAGUUUGUCAGCACGAAGCGACUCUCAAUUGAUCACGGGGCAGGUAGCAGGCACUUUCCAAGCAAAGGACCCUCAACUGGCUAAGUACUUGGAAAAAGUUAAGCUUCUAUCGGAGAAUUUCCGAGAAUUCACGCUUAACCACAUACCGCGAGAGCAAAACUCGAGGGCCGAUCUGCCCUCCAAGCUUGCCAACACAAAGAAGCCGGGAACCACUCGGUCGGUCAUCCAAGAGACCUUAGCGCAGCCAAGUAUUAACGAGCCACAGGGGAGUGUUCUUUUCAUCCAAGAUGAGCUCGACUCAUGGAUGGGACCGUACAUUGCAUACUUGACUCGGGGGGAAUUGCCAGAGGACAAGAAGGAGGCCUCAUUGAUACAGAGGGAGUCAGCCAGAUUCGUGGUCAUCAAUGAAAGAUUGUAUCGAAGAGGUUUCAGCUCUCCCCUUCUAAGGUGCUUGACCGCUUCACAAGCGCAAAGAGUGAUGGACGAGGUACAUAGUGGAAUGUGUGGGAGUCACAUCGGAGGACGAGCCCUGGUGUACAAAGUGGCGAGAGCAGGCUACUUUUGGCCGAGUCUGAGAAACGACUGCGUCAAUUGGGUUCAAAAAUGUGAUGGAUGUCAAAGGCAUGCAACUUUGCACCACUCCCUAGCCGAACGACUCCACUCGAUUUUAUCUCCUUGGCCAUUUAACAAGUGGGGUAUUGACAUUCUCGGUCCGUUUUCGAUAGCUGUGAGACAGUUAAAAUUCUUGAUAGUGGCUGUAGACUAUUUCAGCAAAUGGAUUGAAGCGGAGCCUGUGGCGACCAUCUCGACGGAGAAGGUAAAGACGUUCUUAUGGAAGAACGUAGUAUGUAGAUACGGUGUUUCCCAGGUGCUCGUAUCGGAUAACGGGACAUAA
Molecule: messenger RNA, 1215 nt
Organism: Cajanus cajan (pigeon pea)
Lineage: Eukaryota; Viridiplantae; Streptophyta; Magnoliopsida; Fabales; Fabaceae
Biological process (GO): DNA integration
Molecular function (GO): RNA-DNA hybrid ribonuclease activity; nucleic acid binding
Source: RefSeq, a predicted model, not a curated record